Molecule: messenger RNA, 3261 nt
Organism: Odobenus rosmarus divergens (Pacific walrus)
Lineage: Eukaryota; Metazoa; Chordata; Mammalia; Carnivora; Odobenidae
Gene: PKN2
Product: protein kinase N2
Exons: 22
Coding region: 24-2975 (983 amino acids)
Biological process (GO): protein phosphorylation; signal transduction
Molecular function (GO): ATP binding; small GTPase binding; protein serine/threonine kinase activity
Source: RefSeq, a predicted model, not a curated record
UGCGGAGUCCAAAGCGGAGCGCAAUGGCGUCCAACCCCGAACGGGGGGAGAUUCUGCUCACGGAGUUGCAGGGAGAUUCCCGAAGUCUUCCAUUUUCUGAGAAUGUGAGUGCUGUUCAAAAAUUAGACUUUUCAGAUACGAUGGUGCAACAGAAAUUGGAUGAUAUCAAGGAUCGAAUCAAGAGAGAAAUAAGGAAAGAACUGAAAAUCAAAGAAGGAGCUGAAAAUCUGAGGAAAGUCACAACAGAUAAAAAAAGUUUGGCUUACGUGGACAACAUUUUGAAAAAAUCAAAUAAAAAAUUAGAAGAACUGCAUCAUAAGCUACAGGAACUAAAUGCACAUAUUGUUGUUUCAGAUCCAGAAGAUGUUACAGAUUGCCCAAGGACUCCAGAUACUCCCAGCAGUGACCCUCGUUGUUCCACUAGCAAUAAUAGAUUGAUGGCCUUACAAAAACAAUUGGAUAUAGAACUUAAAGUAAAACAAGGUGCAGAGAACAUGAUACAGAUGUAUUCAAAUGGAUCUUCAAAGGAUCGGAAACUCCAUGGCACAGCUCAGCAGUUGCUCCAGGACAGCAAGACAAAAAUAGAAGUGAUACGCAUGCAGAUUCUUCAGGCAGUCCAGACCAAUGAAUUGGCUUUUGAUAAUGCAAAACCUGUCAUAAGUCCUCUUGAACUUCGGAUGGAAGAAUUAAGGCAUCAUUUUAGGAUAGAGUUUGCAGUAGCAGAAGGUGCAAAGAAUGUAAUGAAAUUACUUGGCUCAGGAAAAGUAACAGACAGAAAAGCACUUUCAGAAGCCCAAGCAAGAUUUAAUGAAUCAAGUCAGAAGUUGGACCUUUUAAAGUAUUCAUUAGAACAAAGAUUAAAUGAACUUCCCAAGAAUCAUCCCAAAAGCAGUAUUAUUAUUGAGGAGCUUUCACUUGUUGCAUCGCCAACACUAAGUCCACGUCAAAGUAUGAUAUCUACACAAAACCAGUAUAGUACACUAUCCAAACCAGCAGCACUAACAGGUACUUUGGAAGUUCGUCUUAUGGGCUGUCAAGAUAUUCUAGAGACAGUCCCUGGACGGUCAAAAGCAACAUCGGUUGCACUACCUGGUUGGAGUCCAAGUGAAACCAGAUCGUCUUUCAUGAGCAGAACAAGUAAAAGUAAAGGUGGAAGUAGUCGAAAUCUCCUAAAAACCGACGACUUAUCCAAUGAUGUCUGUGCAGUUUUGAAGCUAGAUAAUACUGUGGUUGGUCAAACGAGCUGGAAACCCAUUUCUAAUCAGUCAUGGGACCAGAAGUUUACACUGGAACUGGACAGGUCACGUGAACUGGAAAUUUCAGUUUAUUGGCGUGAUUGGCGAUCUCUGUGUGCUGUAAAAUUUCUGAGGUUAGAAGAUUUUUUAGACAACCAACGGCAUGGCAUGUGUCUCUAUUUGGAACCCCAGGGUACUUUAUUUGCAGAGGUUACCUUUUUUAAUCCAGUUAUUGAAAGAAGACCCAAACUUCAAAGACAAAAGAAAAUUUUUUCAAAACAACAAGGCAAAACAUUUCUCAGAGCUCCUCAGAUGAAUAUUAAUAUUGCCACUUGGGGAAGGCUAGUGAGAAGAGCUAUUCCUACAGUAAAUCAUUCUGGCACCUUCAGCCCUCAAGCUCCUGUGCCGGCUACAGUGCCUGUGGUUGAUGUACGCAUCCCUGAACUAGCACCUCCCAUUAGUGAUUCUACAGUAACCAAAUUGGACUUUGAUCUUGAACAUGAACCUCCUCCGGCCCCACCACGUGAUUCUUCCCUUGGAGAAAUAGAUGAAUCUGCUAAAUUAAGAGAUUCGGAUACACCAGGACAGGAUUCAGAAACUGUCUUUGAUAUUGAGAAUGACAGAAAUAGUAUACUUCCGAAAUCUCCAUCUGAAUAUGAGCCUGGUAUUCCUCAACCAGGCCUAGGAUACAGUAGUAUUCGAGAACUUGAGGAUAGAAGAUCUCAACCGAUGUUUCAGUUUAAUCUACAAGACUUCAGAUGUUGUGCUGUCUUGGGUAGAGGACAUUUUGGAAAGGUGCUUUUGGCUGAAUAUAAACACACAAAUGAGAUGUUUGCUAUAAAAGCCUUAAAGAAAGGAGACAUUGUGGCCCGAGAUGAAGUAGACAGCCUGAUGUGUGAAAAAAGAAUUUUUGAAACUGUGAAUAGUGUAAGACAUCCCUUUUUGGUGAACCUUUUUGCAUGUUUCCAAACCAAAGAGCAUGUUUGCUUUGUAAUGGAGUAUGCUGCCGGUGGGGACCUAAUGAUGCACAUUCAUACUGAUGUCUUUUCUGAACCAAGAGCUGUAUUCUAUGCUGCAUGUGUAGUUCUUGGGUUGCAGUACUUACAUGAACACAAAAUUGUUUAUAGAGAUUUGAAAUUGGAUAACUUAUUGCUAGAUACAGAGGGCUUUGUGAAAAUUGCUGAUUUUGGUCUUUGCAAAGAAGGAAUGGGAUAUGGAGAUAGAACAAGCACAUUUUGUGGCACUCCUGAAUUUCUUGCCCCAGAAGUAUUAACAGAAACAUCCUAUACAAGGGCUGUAGAUUGGUGGGGACUUGGAGUUCUUAUAUAUGAAAUGCUCGUUGGUGAGUCUCCCUUUCCUGGUGAUGAUGAAGAGGAGGUUUUUGACAGUAUUGUAAAUGAUGAAGUAAGGUAUCCAAGGUUCUUAUCUACAGAAGCCAUAUCAAUAAUGAGAAGGCUAUUAAGAAGAAAUCCUGAGCGGCGCCUUGGAGCUGGUGAGAAAGAUGCGGAGGAUGUAAAAAAGCACCCAUUUUUCCGGCUAAUUGAUUGGAGUGCUCUCAUGGACAAAAAAGUCAAGCCGCCAUUUGUACCUACCAUUAGAGGACGAGAAGAUGUUAGCAAUUUUGAUGAUGAAUUUACCUCAGAAGCACCUAUUCUGACUCCACCUCGAGAACCAAGGAUACUUUCAGAAGAGGAGCAAGAAAUGUUCAGAGAUUUUGACUACAUUGCUGAUUGGUGUUAAGUUCCUAGACACUGUGAAACCAAGCAAACUGACUCACAAGAAGACCUCUUAACAAUAGCAACCCUUCAUUUGCUCUCUGUGCCACCAGUAGCUUCUGAGUUUUUUGUUUAAACACAUGAAGAUUUCUUUAAAAGUACCAUUCUAAAACCUUCUUGAAAGUGGCUUCUUAAUGUAUUUUCAACGUAAAUCUGAGCACUGGAAACAGUUUCAUGGAGUUUAAGUGGAGUGAACUUCGGCCAUGAAAACCUAUCACAAAUGAAUACUUUUGGAUCAAUAGUCUAUUUUU